AUACACUGUUCACAAGGCUCUUUGUCCCUGAUCGCGCAUACACUGUUCACAAGGGGCCCACCGUUUUGAUUCGCAUGACAUGAUAACCUCGUAUGCAGAGUGAAUAACACGAUUAAAGCUUCUCAAUCUCAUUUUAGUACUUGGUUGUCAUUGUCCCUGAUGCACGCCGAAUGACGAUACAUCAGUGCAGAUUGUGUUCGCGAAACCUUACACCAUUACAUCUAUACUGAGAUUCUGGCAGCCUCUGUCUGCAGGUGCGCUUUUCAUUUAUGCAGUGAAUUCAGUCCCAUUCUGCUCACCAAGGCCUGGAUUACGUUGAUGGCAUGGCUUAUGUUGAAGGCCUUACAAUUGUGUGCAUGUAAAUUUGGAAAUAUUGUCCUCUGAGUUGAACAAUUCGGCAAUAAUUUUAUUUUGCAAUUUCUUUCUUUUACGAAAUAACUAUGAAAGUAUAUUGCAUAUUCCGUGCGAUACUUAUUGUUGUGCAUAUUGGAGGAAUAGAAUGUGUGGAAUUCAAGAACAAUGGAUAUGAACUCGUAGUGGCAAUACACAGAGACACUCCAGAGAACCUCAACAUCAUCUCUGAGCUACAGACCAUGUUAACCUCUGCCUCGGACUACCUGUACACUACAACCCGGAAGUACACCUACAUACGACGUGUGACCAUCUUAGUACCAGACACGUGGGGGAGACAAUCGUCCUGGAAAGACGAAGGGGAGAUAACCUUUACUGAUGCAGAUAUCAGAGUUGACUCGUCACAUCCAGCAUGGGGCAAUACUCCCUACACGUUUCAACCCGGGCAGUGUGGGGAGCCAGGCCGCUAUAUCCUCCUGACGUCCGAGUACGUGCUGGACAAUGGAAUCAAUCGUGUCUUUAAUUAUGGGGAUGCUGGUCGUACAUUGGUCCAUGAGUUUGCCCACCUACGGUUUGGAGUCUUUGACGAAUACGGCAUUCCUGGCAGCGACGUCCACCCAGUGGGGUACAUCGACGACACAUCAACAACCCUCCGUCCCACCGCCUGCUCCACUGACAUCACAGGGGACUUCGUCGAUGUCGUCAAGGACGCCGGCUGUGCACCAGUCAGCACCACCAAGCUGUUGAAUGACGAUUGUGCAUUCCUUCCAAGUUCCUACAUGAACAGGGCAACGUCAUCCGUGAUGUACGCACAGUUUCUAAAGGAGGUGGUUAAUUUCUGUGAAAGCAACCCUGAAAGUGGUCGAUUGGAUUUGAAGCAUAAUCCAAAUGCCCCGAACAGGCAUAACAAAAUGUGCAAUGAAAGAGGAACUUGGGAUAUCAUCCGGGAACAUCCAGACAUAAAGGGACGUAACCCCGUUGAUGUUAGCAACAGAAACCCGCAGUUCAGUGUUGUCUAUCGUCAGAAGGAAGCAGUUGGCAACACCACAGUUUGCGGGCGGAGAUUUGUAUUCGUCUUAGAUGUCUCUGGUUCAAUGACUGGCAAUAACAGAUACUUCAGGCUGCGUCAGAUGGCAGACAAGGUCAUCCGAGACGUCCUCCCAGAGGGAACUGAAGCUGGAAUUGUAGUCUUCUCCUCCAGAGCAUCAGUGAUGGCCCCAAUGAGAUUUAUCACUUCUCCCUCGGACAGAGAGGCGCUAACUCAGGAGCUGCCCCAACUGCAAAACUUCGGGGGCAGCACAGCCAUCGGAUUAGGCCUUCUCAAAGCUAUAGAGUUACUGGAGUCAAACGCUAAAUCAGCAGAGAACGGACGGAUAUUUCUCAUCACUGAUGGGGGUGAAAACGUCAAUCCUAGUGUACGCUCCAUAUGGACUAACAUCACAAGAAAGCAGGUUGUGGUGCAUACUGUCGCCUACAGUGACGAUGCUGCACCAAUACUACGACCUCUCUCUGAACUCACUGGAGGCCAGUAUUCCUUCUUUGACGAGAGUUCCAGUUCGACAGCCCUUGAGGGAGCAGCGGAGAGGCUUCUCGAAGAUGUCAGUGUCUGCGAGCAAGAAGCGGAUUCAGCUGUUGAGAUUGACCGCCAUGCCAUACUUUUGAACUCGGCGUUGUCAACGUACGAACGGACGAUCUUGAUUGACUCCACCAUCGGGAACAACACACUGUUCGUCUUUACUCUUUCGAUACUUGCUCAAACAGAGGUCAGCAUUAAAGAUCCCUUGGGGAAUGUCCAAAACCAGGUUUCACCAACAUACAGCAAGGACAAAGCUCUCAACAUCAUCCGGUUCCUCAUUCCUCUGGCCCAGGCUGGGAGAUGGACGUACAGCCUGAAACGUGGGUCAAACUCCGAUGAGUCCGUUGUGGGCGUGGUCAAGUCUCACCCACGUGUCGGAGCCCUUCCCUAUGAGGUGGAGACGUGGAUAAGCUCAAAGGAGUACAACUAUUCAGCAGGCAGUGGGGUUGUUUUGUACACCUACACCCACCAAGGGUACUCUCCCAUCAUCAGAGCCAAGGUGGACGUCACGGUAUCCCGAGCAGGAGAAGCUCCCUUCAAUGUGACCCUGGAGGACAACGGACGAAACCCCGACAACACAGCCAACGACGGUGUGUACAGCAACUACCUACUCGGCUUCAAGUCCAACUCCCGUUACUCUAUGGAGGUUAGGGUGGAGUCGGUGGAGGGACAGACAGUCAUCAUCAAAGCUGGAAAUGCACUUUCUGGAAGAGCCCUCUCAGUUUACCAGAAUAGCACAGCCCCAGUGGUGUACGAGCCGGUGGACGGCUUCAGCAGAACAACGUCACCUGGCGCAAUAGAUAUCCAAGGUUAUGACCCCUUAGUUGAUCAACUGGAUCCGGGUCGGGUCACUGACCUUGACAUCAGCGUAGUGAACAGAAACAGAAGAACCAUCGCUAUCACCUGGACAGCCACUGGGGAUGAUCUUAAUGUUGGCACUGUUUCAAAAUAUGACAUCAGAGUAUCAAGUUCUUUUGAUGCACUUCGUCAGAAUUUCACGGCCUCCUACGAAAUAUCGAACAGCAACAUUUUGAGCGGCAGCCUUACUGCACUUCAGUCAGGCUCGCAGCAAAUGGUUCAGGUCGCGUUGCCUAGCGACCAGACAAGUAAUUUCCACGUCAUUGGUCUGAGAGCUGUGGAUGACUCAAACAGAACGUCACUGAUAUCAAACCUGAGAUCUGUAACAUUUCAAGCAAUCACAAUUCCACAACGAACAACGACCACAACCACUACAACACAAAGGGCAGUCACCACCCCCACAUCGCCCAGGAGGGGCCCAAGUCUCACAUAUAAACCAUCAGAUAAUAAUACAUUGAUUUUUGGAAUUGCGUUUGGUGUAGGAGCAGCACUCAUCAUCCUUCUCAUCAUGAUCAUGUUUAUUGUGUGUAUUAUACCUGGGCGUGAGCAUGUGUCCACUAAUUCUAAGCAUGUUUCUCGUGAGGCUCAUGUAGCACCGAUGACAACAUUGUCUAAGGUGCCUCAAUAUGCUAGGCAGAAUUAUUUUAUCCCUUAGCCGUGCAGGAUCCGCUUAUCGUUGGUUCGAAUUCAAGAUUCGUAUGAUUUGUUAGUACUAUAAUACAUACUCGUGGAUUAGUUGUGAUACGACCAAAGCGGUAGACCUGCGUCAUUUCAAAUUGAGGUUACACGCCCUGAUGGAGCUUAACUAUUGUUGCAAAGAGGAGUUACUCGGCGUUAUAGCCACUCACCUACUCCUAUAGCUACUGGCGGUUAUAUUUUAUUGCUGCUUGUUUCACAAUUGAUUGCAUACCACGUUGCUCAGUUGAUCCAUGACAAUCAAAAAUAUAUCACAUUAUAUUAACUACUAAGUAUACACAGAAGUAAGAAAUGUAAUAUAGAAAUACUAAUGAUAUACUGAUGCAAUCAUUAAUCCAUGCACACGAAAUAUACAUUCCAUAUCCUUGUGCUCAAUAAACCAACUGGUGCUGUUAAGUACAUCGGAUUCAGUGGAAAGGGCCAACUCGAGUCUCUCAGAAUACUAAGAAGCUGCAGUUGCGCCCCUUUUCUUUCAGAGGAUCCGCUAUUAGUGGUUUCGAAACCCACAUUCUCCCUGAUUUUGAUCCUUGGUUUGUUUGCAAGCAUGCUGUGCAGUAAACGUACGCUUCCCAAGAAGACAAAUUUCAGCAAUGAAAGUUGCCGCUUCAGGAGGGUUAAUGUAUGUUUCUCUCAGGACAAACGAUGACAGUGACGCAGAAUAUCAAGGAGUGAAUGAGAUAUCAUAUGUUUGCGUGCUUUGUGUAGCCACAAUAAAAAUAUUUCACCC
This is a messenger RNA of Haliotis rufescens (red abalone), 4208 nucleotides long. RefSeq names its product calcium-activated chloride channel regulator 1-like. Bases 441 to 3440 code for a protein of 999 amino acids. The transcript is spliced from 14 exons. NCBI's taxonomy places the organism in Eukaryota, Metazoa, Mollusca, Gastropoda, Lepetellida, Haliotidae. The record is from RefSeq and is a predicted model, not a curated record.